AUGGCAUCGAAGAUAAUCGUCAUUGGUAACGUCAACUGCGAGCUCCAGGAAGUCUUCACCAAGCUCGCAAAGCUUCAUGUCAAGCAGAGUUUCUCCUUUGCUAUCAUCACUGGAGACUUGUUUGGCGACUGCUCCACAGAGCAUGAGCUCCAACAGAUGACGGCCCUAUUGCAGGGCAGCAUCGCUGUUCCACUUCCAACAUACUUUACUCUGGGAAACAAGGCUCUUCCCGCUCGAGUUAUUGAGCAACUCGAAGCCAACGAUGAAGUCUGUCCCAACCUCUACUACCUGGGAAAACGCGGCACUUUAAAGACCUCAGAAGGUAUACGCAUUGUCGCUUUAGGCGGAGCUCUAGUGGAAGGGAGUGCUUCCGGCAACAAGUACCACCCCUCAUACACUGAGUCCGAAGCCAGGACACUCCUCGGCGCGCAUAACGCCGACAUCCUUCUUACUCACGACUGGCCCAAGGGCAUCCGAACUGGUUCUAAAGUAGAGAUCCCAGAAGGUAUCACAUUAUCUCAAGAAACACAACCCGUCGCAGAUAUCUGCUCAGCGCUCAAACCGCGCUACCACUUUUCAUCUACAGACGAAUUUUUCUACGAGCGUGAACCCUUCUUUCAUCUUCCCACAGAAGACAAUCCAGACGCCAAACCACUCACCCGCUUCAUCAGCCUCGCCUCAUACAGCAAUAGCAAAACAACCAAGCAAAAAUGGAUGUACGCCUUCACACUCGACCCGAGCACACCACCCCCACUCAGCGUACCUGCUGGCGCAACAGCUACGCCGCUCCGCUCCAUUCCCACCAAACGCAAACCCCUCCCCGACCAAAACAGCUCCUACAGCCGCUUCGCAACCACAGACGACCAUCACCACCACCACAGCAAACGCCGCAAGGGGGCGCGUCCCCCUCCAGGGCCUGACCAAUGCUUCUUCUGCCUCUCCAACCCCAACAUUGCAACUCACCUCAUCACCUCCAUCGGCACAGAAUCCUACCUUACGACCGCUAAAGGGCCCCUUCCCACUUCAAAUACCUUCGCUCCCUCCCUUACCUUCCCAGGCCACAUGCUCAUCAUCCCCUUCAAUCAUGCCCCGGCCCUCAACACCAUAACUGACACCUCCAGCCGCCACGCCACAUGGACAGAGAUGCAACGGUACCGCGCAGCUUUGCAUUCCAUGAUUCAGCAAAGAUCAAAGGGCUCCCUCGGUGCCGUCACGUGGGAAGUCUCCCGCUCAAAUGGCAUCCACGUCCACUGGCAGUUCCUACCUGUGCCAGCAGACCUCAUCAAGCGCGGCCUCGUUGAGGCAGCCUUCAAAGUUGAGGCCGAGAACCUUAAGUACCCAAAGUUCGAAUCACCUUCGGCCUCGUCAUCGUCACUGCCGCAACCAGGAUCCGAGGGCCUAGACCCCAGCGCUGAACCAGGCGACUUCUUCCGCCUUUGGAUCUGGAAUCCUUCGCCUUCUCCUGAGGUUGAAAAGAGUAAUGACAGCACCGGGUCCGAAAAGACCCUGCUCCUCCCCCUUGGCAAUGACUUCCGCUUCGACCUGCAAUUUGGGCGCCGCGUUAUGGCAAAACUCAUGCAGCUUGAGAAGAGAAUCAACUGGAAAGAUGAUGUACAGUCGCAGGAGGAAGAGGAGGCUGAUUCGGCGGCAUUUAAAGAGGCAUUUAAGGCGUUUGAUUUUACACUAGAGUAG
Molecule: messenger RNA, 1692 nt
Organism: Aspergillus nidulans FGSC A4
Lineage: Eukaryota; Fungi; Ascomycota; Eurotiomycetes; Eurotiales; Aspergillaceae
Product: CwfJ domain protein
Exons: 2
Coding region: 1-1692 (563 amino acids)
Cellular component (GO): Prp19 complex; post-mRNA release spliceosomal complex; nucleus
Source: RefSeq, a predicted model, not a curated record